AGGAGAGAAAAAAGUAGAGAGAGUCAGACGGAGAGUGUUUCUUUUGUCACCCUACACUUUCUUCAAAUUUCCCGCAAAUUUCUUAAAGACCACCAUCACUUUUAGUAAAUUUUGAACUCUGCAUUCAUUUAUUUUCUUCAACUACUCUUAGUACAAUAAUACUCCCAUUUUCUAUACACAUAUAUUAAUAUUUUUCAAAUUGUUUUUGCCUGUACAAAUCUCAAGAUUUGAUAUCCAGAUUGUCAGUUUCAUUUCUGCUUGGUUUCUUGUUGAAAAGUAGGUAAAUCUUGAAAAACUUACCUUCAAACAUUGCUUGUGAACCUAUUAAUGUGCAUUUUGCAAUGCACAUGAUUGCAUUUCAUGUGUGCUUUAGCUUUUUCGAGAUUAAAAUAUUUAAUAAACUAGAUUAUUCGAUUCUUCCAUCUUUUUGUGAUUUUUUCUAGUUGUUCUCAUGAAACCAAAGUGUUAUUGGCCAAAUAUACUAUACAAUGUGUGAGUGUGUCUAUGAAUAGAUCUUUUCCCUUUUUCAUACAAUUUUGAGUUCUUUAAGUUCCUUUCAUUUCUUGAUUUGAUUGGUUUCUUUUUAAAGAGCUUCUUGAAUUUCUUGGGCAAAGAUCAAAUCUUUUUCAUAAUUUUGAGGUGGGCCAGUGUAAAGAUUCAAUCUUUCUCAUGAUUUGAGGUGGGAUUCUUGAGAACUUGUGUUUUGAGGAGUUGGGUUAGUUUUGAAGUUGGAUAAUUGUGAAAAAAUGCCUGGUAGAAGGAAGAAGAUUCGUUUUAGCAAGAUCUAUACAUUCAAGUGUAAAACAGCAGCUGCAAAAGAUGAUCAUCUUCACAUUGGUGGACCUGGAUUCUCAAGGGUAGUGUUUUGCAAUGAACCUGCUAGCUUUGAGGCUACAAGCAGGAAUUAUGCAGAUAAUUAUGUUAAAACCACAAAAUAUAGUCCUGCAACUUUUGUGCCAAAGUCUUUGUUUGAACAAUUCAGGAGGGUUGCCAAUUUUUUCUUUCUUGUUACUGCUAUUGUGUCAUUCACCCCCAUUGCGCCGUAUUCUGCUGCUAGUUCCAUUCUGCCUCUGUCUAUUGUGAUUGGGGCAACCAUGUUGAAAGAAGGUGUUGAAGAUUAUCGACGAAAGAAGCAGGAUGAUGAGGUGAAUGGCAGAAAAGUUAACAUGCAUCAGGGUGAUGGAUCCUUUAAACUGUGUAUAUGGAAAGAACUGAGAGUAGGUGAUGUAGUUAAGGUUCAGAAGGAUGAAUUCUUUCCGGCUGACCUUCUCUUGCUUUCAUCUAGUUAUGAUGAUGCAAUCUGCUAUGUUGAGACCAUGAACCUUGAUGGAGAAACAAAUUUGAAGCUAAAACAAUCUCCAGAGGUAACCUCAUCCCUUCACGAGGACUCAAGCUAUAAGAACUUUAAGGCCACCAUUAAAUGUGAAGAUCCAAAUGCAAGUUUGUACACUUUUGUUGGAAGUAUGGAGGUGGAAGAAGAAAAAGUUCCCCUUUCUCCACAACAGCUUCUCCUUAGAGACUCUAAACUUAGAAAUACAGAAUUCGUAUAUGGAGCUGUUGUCUUCACUGGCCAUGAGACAAAGGUGAUUCAAAACUCUACUGCACCCCCUUCGAAGAGAAGCAAUAUUGAGAGGAAAAUGGACAAAAUUAUAUACUUUCUUUUUGGCGUCUUGUUCCUAAUAGCAUCUGUUGGAUCAAUUGUGUUUGGAAUUGUAACUAAAGAUGACCUCCAUGGUGACCGCAUGAAGAGGUGGUACCUAAGACCUGAUAAAGCUGAAAUAUUUUUUGAUCCUGAACGAGCUCCAGAGGCUGCAAUGUAUCACUUCCUAACUGCCAUAUUGCUUUAUACUUACUUGAUUCCAAUUUCCUUGUAUGUGUCAAUAGAAGUUGUCAAAGUUCUUCAGUGCGUUUUUAUCAAUCAAGAUAUUGAUAUGUACCAUGAAGAAACAGAUAAACCAGCUUAUGCCCGCACCUCAAAUUUAAACGAGGAACUUGGUCAAAUUCACACCAUACUUUCAGACAAGACAGGAACACUAACUUGCAAUUCAAUGGAAUUCAUCAAGUGCUCUAUCGCAGGAACGGCUUAUGGUCGUGGUGUCACUGAAGUUGAAAGGGCUAUGGCCAAAAGGUUAGGAUCUCCGCUGGAUGGAAUUAAGGAUCAGAAGAAGGAUAUGGAAAAUAAAAAUACAAAACCCCGCAUCAAAGGCUUCAAUUUUGAAGAUGAAAGGAUCAUGAAUGGGAACUGGGUUCGUGAACCUCAUCCACUAAUCAUACAGGGGUUCUUGCGUUUGUUGGCUAUUUGCCACACUGCAAUUCCUGAUAAAGAUGAAGAUACUGGGAAUGUCACGUAUGAAGCUGAGUCACCAGAUGAAGCAGCAUUUGUCAUUGCAGCAUUACAACUUGGCUUUGAAUUUUAUCAAAGGACUCAAACUACCGUUUCAUUGAUUGAGUUGGAUCCUGACACUCAUGAAAAAGUUCAAAGGGAUUAUGACAUUUUGAACGUGUUGGAAUUUAACAGUACAAGAAAGAGGAUGUCUGUUAUUUUGAAAUAUGAGGGAAAAUUUUUGCUGCUCUGCAAAGGUGCUGACAGUGUCAUGUUUGAAAGACUUGGAAAAAAUGGAAGGGAAUUCGAAGAAAUUACCAGAGAGCAUGUGGAUGAGUAUGCUGAUGCAGGUUUAAGAACAUUGAUACUUGCUUAUCGUGAACUGACUGAAGAAGAAUACAAAGAUUUUAAUGAGAAAUUCAAAGCGGCAGCGAAUGCAGUUAGUGAAGAUCGAGAUACUAUGAUCAAUGAAGCCACAGAGCUGGUUGAGAAAGACUUGGUCCUUAUAGGUGCAACAGCAGUUGAGGACAAACUCCAACAAGGGGUCCCUGAAUGUAUUGACAAGCUUGCUCAGGCAGGAAUCAAGAUAUGGGUUUUGACCGGAGAUAAAAUGGAGACUGCAAUUAAUAUCGGGUUUGCUUGCAGUUUACUUAGACAAGGAAUGAAGCAGAUAACAAUAACCUUGGAAACACCAGAGAUUAAACAAUUAGAGAAAGUGGGAGAAAAAGGUCCUAUUGCUCAGGCGUCAAAGAAAAGUGUCAUGCAGCAGAUAAGUGAAGGAAAGGAUCUGAUUGCCUCAUCAAAAAAUGAGGCAUUUGCUUUGAUCAUCGAUGGUAAAUCACUUGCAUAUGCUCUGGAAGAUGACCUGAAAAAAAUGUUUUUAGAUCUAGCAGUUGAAUGUUCCUCUGUUAUUUGUUGUCGCUCAUCACCUAAACAGAAGGCACUGGUAACUAGACUUGUUAAGGAAGAAACUAAAAAGACAACACUGGCAAUUGGUGAUGGGGCUAAUGACGUGGGAAUGCUUCAAGAAGCUGAUAUUGGCAUUGGGAUCAGUGGUGUUGAAGGAAUGCAGGCGGUCAUGUCAAGCGAUAUUGCCAUAGCUCAGUUUAAAUAUUUGGAGCGCUUACUGCUGGUGCAUGGGCAUUGGUGUUACAGAAGGAUCUCUUCUAUGAUAUGCUACUUUUUCUAUAAAAAUAUUACAUUUGGUUUCACUCUCUUCUGCUAUGAGGCAUAUACCACAUUCUCAGGGCAAGCUGCAUACAAUGAUUGGUUUUUGUCCCUUUACAAUGUGUUCUUUACAUCACUUCCGGUGCUUGCAUUGGGCGUUUUUGACCAGGAUGUAUCAGCCAGAUUUUGUCUCAAGUUCCCUUUACUGUAUCAAGAAGGUGUGCAAAAUGUUCUUUUUAGCUGGCGAAGAAUAAUUGGCUGGAUGUUCAACGGAGUCUGCACUGCUAUUAUAAUCUUCUUUCUCUGCAUUAGAGCACUAGAACCUCAAGCCUUCAAGAAAGAUGGGAAGACUGCCGAUAUGGAUGUGAUGGGGCCUACGCUUUAUACAUGUGUAGUCUGGGUAGUUAACUGCCAAAUGGCUGUUUCUAUCAGUUACUUCACCUUGAUCCAACAUAUAUUCAUCUGGGGUGGAAUUUGUCUCUGGUAUUUUUUCCUCCUGGCAUACGGGGCCUUGUCUCCCACCAUUUCAACUACUGCGUAUAAAGUCUUCAUUGAAGCCCUUGCUCCAUCAGCUUCCUACUGGCUGAUCACCCUUUGUGUCGUGAUCGCUGCCCUCACUCCUUACUUCUCAUACAAAUCACUUCAGAUGCAGUUCUUCCCUAUGUACCACGGGAUGAUCCAGUGGAUAAGACAUGACGGGCAAUCAGAGGACACCGAAUACUGCAAUUUGGUUAGACAAAGAUCAAUAAGGCAUACGACAGUUGGCAUCAUGGCGCGGUCUUUGGCAAGAACUAAUCCCUUAACUGGCAGUACUCACAGACGCAGAUGAACAUCAAGAUUUUACACCAUGCAUUACGGUUAUUGAACAGAAUCUUUACCCCUAGCGCGUGAUAAACAGAUGGGCUGUUAUUCCAUAUAUAUUACAAGUUCUGAAAUCUGUACAGCAUCAUAAUUGUACAUCAUGUAAGGUUGUCAGAUAGAGUUCCUGAGAUUUGUAAUUUAAUUAAGUUUUUUUUUGUUGUGUUUUUUUGGUAGGAGUACUACUAAACCAAACAUCUCUAUGUUGAAAAUUGUUAAAGUCUUGUUUGUAGAGUACAGGUUCAUCAAGCUUCUCUAUUCAUUUGUAACCAGACUCUGCUGUAUAACAGAUUCUGAUUGAGACAGUAAAUAGCAAUUUGUAAGAAUUUAGCAGAGUAA
Daucus carota subsp. sativus is the source of this 4687-nucleotide messenger RNA. Its product is annotated as putative phospholipid-transporting ATPase 9. The record is from RefSeq and is a predicted model, not a curated record. The transcript has 11 exons. Gene Ontology annotation, cellular component: plasma membrane. Lineage: Eukaryota; Viridiplantae; Streptophyta; Magnoliopsida; Apiales; Apiaceae. The coding region runs from base 747 to 4319 and encodes 1190 amino acids. Gene Ontology annotation, biological process: phospholipid translocation. Gene Ontology annotation, molecular function: ATP hydrolysis activity; magnesium ion binding; ATP binding.